Messenger RNA from Caenorhabditis elegans, 993 nucleotides. It is a transcript of the gene srab-21, whose product is annotated as Serpentine Receptor, class AB (Class A-like). The coding region runs from base 1 to 993 and encodes 330 amino acids. The record is from RefSeq and is marked reviewed. NCBI's taxonomy places the organism in Eukaryota, Metazoa, Nematoda, Chromadorea, Rhabditida, Rhabditidae. Gene Ontology annotation, cellular component: membrane. The transcript has 5 exons.
AUGGUUUCCUAUCAAGUGCAUUGCCAAAUGAUGGAGAUCAUAUCUACAUCACUUUUGGUCCAACUGACAUUAAUAUUUGAACUGUUGUGUUCUUUAAUUGCGUUGCCGGUAGUUGUUGUAGCAAGUUAUUGGUUGUGGAAGUCGAGAAAUGCAAGGCUAUUUCAUAUAAAUGUGACUAUUAUAUUUCAAGUUCAUCUGUUCGGAUUUUUCAUUCAUUUUUUUAGUAGAAUAAUUCUCCAUGGCUUGGAUCUCUAUAACUAUGCAGUAUUUGACUAUUGUGAUAUGGCUGCUAGCACAAUUCGAUGUUUUGUGUUCCGAUCGCAGUAUUUAUUUGGAAUUCGAUUAGUUAGCGCAACAACAGUGCCUUUUGUCAUUGAAAGAUACAUUGCCACAGUUAGAUCAAAAAGUUAUGAGCAUUCCGGAUGCACAUUAGGUAUACUUAUGGCGAUAUUGCAGCUCUCAAUAGGAUUUUUCUCGACAGCUGUUUCAUUCUCCACUUUUUCAUUCACGGAUCCUUUUAUGGAUUAUUGUAUUUCUUUUAAAAUUGGAGUCUUUGGCAGUACUGAAGUUAUUCACUCGUUGGGAGUUGCAACUCAAAUUUUUGGAAGAAUAUUAUUCGAGUACAUGUUUCGGAAGAACGAGAAGCUCCGAUCGAAACGAUUAACGUCAUCACUUUCAAAUCGAUACUCUCUAGAGCAAAAUCUAAAAUCUACGAGAACCUUAAAAGUUUUCGCUAACUUGCAAUCAAUUUUUCUCACUGCCCAGAUGACUAUUUUACUAUUCAUCAUUUAUAUUGGGCAGAAAAUUGAUACAACUACCUAUAUUUCUUUGAUAGAAUUGAAUGCUGGCUAUCCAAUUUAUGCUGUUGGUUCCAUUGUAAUUUUAUUCAGAAGAGAUCGAUUGAACAGGGUGACGGUUGUGAAGUCUCUGGAAACUCAUGUGCAUGCCAAUCAUAAUAUAUACUUUGUGAAUGUUAAGAAGGCGUGGCAGUGA